Molecule: messenger RNA, 1093 nt
Organism: Exophiala oligosperma
Lineage: Eukaryota; Fungi; Ascomycota; Eurotiomycetes; Chaetothyriales; Herpotrichiellaceae
Exons: 1
Coding region: 103-957 (284 amino acids)
Source: RefSeq, a predicted model, not a curated record
CGUCACAACGUGCCCCCUUGGAAGUUUGGCAUAUAGACAAGCCCACUGUUGAAGUUCUGAGCGACGCAUUCUAAAUACACCUUGGGCUUUUCAUUGUGGGUCAUGGCGCAACCAAAAUCAACCGGCAACUACACCCAGGGCUACUCCAGCCAGACCGUCGCCACUCAACAAGCUCGUACAGUCGAGUCAGAGGCUGCCUUUCUACUCCCAUAUAUCAAAGAAAGAGACUAUAUUCUCGACGUCGGUUGUGGCCCAGGUACCAUCACCACAGGAUUUGUCAAAUACGCCAGCAAAGGAAAGGCAGUGGGAGUCGAUAUCUCGACCAAUGUCCUUGGCAGGGCCAGAGCAACAGCCGACGAGGCCAAUAUUCCCAAAGAGGGGCCCGGAUCCGUUAUCUUUGAGGAAGGCAAUAUUCUCCAAGGCCUCGCCUACGCAGACAAUACCUUCGACGUAGUAUUCUGCUCUCAAACCCUGGGGUAUAUGCCACUGCCGGAUCCGCCGGUCAAGGCGAUCACCGAGAUGCGAAGAGUCCUGAAACCAGGGGGGAUAUUGGCCACGCGCGAUACCGUCGACCAGCACUUUUACCCACGAAGUUCAGACCUUGACCGUCUCUGGGUGGGAAACUUCCGCCGAGCGGUGCUGAAAGGGGCUCCGGGGGCUGAACUUGCGCCCCCCUCACUGCCUGCGCUGUUCCGUCGUGCCGGUUUCGACGCUGAUGGAGGCAAGGUUCGGAUCGAGACUGGAAGUACGACAUUCUCAGGAGCAGAAACUAGACAGUGGCUUGCCAAGCGGGCCCAGAGUCAAUUGCAGCCCGGCGAUCCCUUAAGGCAGAGUUGGCUGGACGCUGGCAUCACCGACGAGGAGAUACAAGAGACACUGCGUGCCUCAACGCAGUGGGCCGAGACAGAGGAUGCCUGGUUUGCAGCGCUCCAGUGUGAGAUGCUGGCUUGGAAGUAAGCCAAUCACUAUGGGCUUUCCCCGUCGCUUGGACGAUGGACCAAUUCAAACAAGAGAAGUCUAGCCCAACGAUCUCUUGCUCGUGUCCGCUAUCUUUGCGUGCGUCGCUCGAGCUGGUGACCACCCUACAGGCCGG